AUGGCCAACACCCCCCACGGCGGCGUCCUCAAGGACCUGCUCGCCCGCGAUGCCCCUCGCCAGAGCGAGCUGGCUGCCGAAGCCGAGACCCUGCCCUCGCUGCUGCUGAGCGAGCGUCAGCUGUGUGAUCUGGAGCUGCUGCUGACCGGUGGCUUCUCGCCGCUCGAGGGCUUCAUGACCGAGAAGGACUACAACGGCGUGGUCAAGGACAACCGCCUCGCCGACGGCGCGCUCUUCAGUAUUCCCAUCACGCUGGACGUGAACGAGGCGACCAUUGCAGAGGUCGGCAUCAAGCCGGGCGCCCGCAUCACGCUGCGCGAUCUGCGCGACGACCGCAACCUGGCCAUCCUGACGGUCGAGGACGUCUACCGGCCCGACAAGGCGCUCGAGGCCAAGGAGGUGUUUGGCGGCGACCCGGAGCACCCGGCCGUCAAGUAUCUGAACGAGACCGCAAAGGAGUUCUACGUCGGCGGCAAGCUCGAAGCCGUCAACCGCCUGCAGCACUACGACUUUGUCGACCUGCGCUACACCCCGGCCGAGCUCCGCUCGCACUUUGACAAGCUCGGCUGGACGCGCGUCGUCGCCUUCCAGACGCGCAACCCCAUGCACCGCGCCCACCGCGAGCUGACUGUGCGCGCGGCCCGCUCCCAGCAAGCCAACGUGCUGAUCCACCCUGUCGUCGGCCUGACCAAGCCGGGCGACAUCGACCACUUCACCCGUGUGCGCGUCUACAAGGCGCUGCUGCCCCGCUACCCCAACGGCAUGGCCGUGCUGGGUCUGCUGCCGCUGGCCAUGCGCAUGGGUGGCCCCCGCGAGGCCAUCUGGCACGCCAUUAUCCGCAAAAACCACGGCGCCACGCACUUUAUUGUCGGCCGCGACCACGCCGGCCCCGGCAAGAACAGCCAGGGCGUCGACUUCUACGGCCCGUACGAUGCCCAGCACGCCGUCGAGAAGUACCGCGAGGAGCUUGGCAUUGAGGUCGUGCCCUUCCAGAUGAUGACCUACCUGCCCGACAGCGACGAGUACGCCCCCGUCGACGAGGUCAAGGCCGGCACCCGCACCCUCAACAUCUCUGGCACCGAGCUGCGCUCGCGCCUGCGCUCGGGCCGCGAGAUCCCCGAGUGGUUCUCGUACCCCGAGGUCGUCAGCGUGCUGCGCGAGUCGCACCCGCCGCGUGCCCGCCAGGGCUUCACCGUCUUCCUGACGGGCUACACCAACAGCGGCAAGGACCAGGUGGCCCGCGCCCUGCAGCUGACCCUCAACCAGCAGGGCGGCCGCUCCGUGUCGAUGCUGCUGGGCGAGACCGUCCGCGGCGAGCUGUCGUCGGAGCUGGGCUUCAGCCGCGAGGACCGCGCCCGCAACAUUGGCCGCAUCGGCUUCGUCGCCAGCGAGCUGACUCGCUCGGGUGCCGCUGUCAUUGCCGCUCCGAUUGCGCCGUACGAGGAUGCGCGCCAGCACGCGCGCGACCUGGUCGCCAAGCACGGCGACUUCUACCUGGUGCACGUCGCCACGCCCUUAGAGUACUGCGAGCGCACCGACAAGCGCGGCAUCUAUGCCAAGGCCCGCCGCGGCGAGAUCAAGGGCUUCACGGGCGUCGACGACCCGUACGAGGCCCCCACCAAGGCCGACCUGGUUGUCGAUCUGGAGAAGCAGUCGGUGCGCGCCGUCGUCCACCAGAUUAUCCUGCUGCUCGAGAGCCAGGGCCUGCUGGACCGCUUCUAA
Messenger RNA from Sporothrix brasiliensis 5110, 1722 nucleotides. RefSeq names its product sulfate adenylyltransferase. Bases 1 to 1722 code for a protein of 573 amino acids. The transcript has a single exon. Gene Ontology annotation, biological process: sulfur amino acid metabolic process. NCBI's taxonomy places the organism in Eukaryota, Fungi, Ascomycota, Sordariomycetes, Ophiostomatales, Ophiostomataceae. Gene Ontology annotation, cellular component: cytoplasm. Gene Ontology annotation, molecular function: ATP binding; adenylylsulfate kinase activity; sulfate adenylyltransferase (ATP) activity. The record is from RefSeq and is a predicted model, not a curated record.